Clunio marinus is the source of this 804-nucleotide messenger RNA. The record is from the annotation of a GenBank genome assembly. Lineage: Eukaryota; Metazoa; Arthropoda; Insecta; Diptera; Chironomidae.
AUGGAGUCUUAUUUUCCAGUAAUUAAGAACAAUUGUGUAAAAGAAUAUGAUAGUUUCAAUAUUUUAAAAGACUAUGAUAUUUUAAAUUUAACAAUAAACUUCACCGUGGAUUAUGAAGCUGAAGAUGAAGGUUUACGAUUGCAAUUUGCUUACAAAGUCGGAGAAUUUUUGACGCAUUAUUACACACCAUUUCUGGUGUUUGCAGGAGGUUUUGGAAAUAUUUUAUCCGUGAUAGUGUUUUUUAGGACUAAAUUAAGAAUGUUGUCAUCAAGUUACUAUUUAGCAGCACUAGGAAUAAGUGAUACAUGCUUUUUGCUCGGAGCUUUCAUAUCUUGGCUAAACUACAUCGACAUCAGCAUUUAUAAUAAAAAUUACUUCUGUCAAUUUUUCACUUAUUUGUGCAGUCUGUGCAGCUUUUUAUCAGCAUGGUUUGUGGUUGCUUUCACAGUGGAAAGAUUUAUUGCUGUACUUUAUCCAUUGAAAAGACAUUUGUGUACAAUUAAAAGAGCUUGCACAGUGCUUUUUAUUUUAUUUAUAAUUGGAUGCUUUUUAAAUAUUCCAACUUUUAUCUAUGCCGCCCCCUUAUAUUCUGAAUAUCUGAACGAUUCUAUUUGUGAUGUGAGGCCGGAAAACAAGAUGAAAAUAUUCAAUUACAUCGACACGGUCAUUGUUUUUGUGAUUCCUUUUUCUAUAAUUGCUGUGCUUAACAUUCUUACUGCAAAAGCAGUGUGGAAAGUAUCAGGUGUGAGACGAAUUGUAACUGUGAAGAAAAGACUUCUUCAAUCUCAUCACAAAUCAAAGUAA